Messenger RNA from Sinocyclocheilus rhinocerous, 801 nucleotides. Its product is annotated as GPI-linked NAD(P)(+)--arginine ADP-ribosyltransferase 1-like. Gene Ontology annotation, molecular function: NAD+-protein-arginine ADP-ribosyltransferase activity; NAD+ poly-ADP-ribosyltransferase activity. The record is from RefSeq and is a predicted model, not a curated record. NCBI's taxonomy places the organism in Eukaryota, Metazoa, Chordata, Actinopteri, Cypriniformes, Cyprinidae. The transcript has 3 exons. The coding region runs from base 1 to 801 and encodes 266 amino acids.
AUGCUGCUGAUCAUUGAAGCUCUUCUUCUCCUCGUUAUAGCUGCUCUAGGACAGGAUCACAGAACUGCUGUUGAAGGACAGAUAUUUCCACUGGAUAUGGCACUGAAUUCAGUUGAUGACCAAUAUAUGGGCUGUAAAGGGAAAAUGGCACAUCUGGUGAAGACAAAAUAUCUGAAGAAGGAAAUGGAAAACUCAGCUAAAUUUAAUCAUUAUUGGCAACACAUGGGUGAAAUGUUUGUCAAGUUCCCAAAUGGUUACUUGAAAAGGAGUCAUUUAAUUGCUAUUUAUGUGUACAGUGAUAAUAAUGUAUAUCAGAAUUUCAAUCCUGACAAUCGUUCCGGUAAAAAACAGUACAAACACAAGACAUACAAAUGGUAUUCACUUUACUUUCUGUUAACAGAAGCGAUACAGAUUCUGAAGAAAACACAGUAUGGAUGCAGGUUAACUUAUCGUGGUACUAGUGUUGAAUUUAAUAAGUAUGUUCCGAACAAAGAGGUUCGCUUUGGCUCAUUUGCUUCAUCCUCUCUUGAUCGUAACAUUGCACAAGGUUUUGGAUCUAAAUCUUGUUUUGAAAUCUACACUUGUGAAGGUGCUGAUGUGUCAGGAUACUCUAAGUAUCCUCAUGAGAAAGAGGUGCUGAUUCCUCCGUAUGAGACGUUUAAAGUCACUGCUGUCAGGACAAGAACAUAUCAGCCUUAUCUCUGGUGUGACACUGUGUUCACUUUGAAAAGCACUGGAACAAGAAGUGACCUCAACUGUGCUCUAUUCAAGAAACCACCUAUGCACAAUGUUAUUCACUGA